AUGAGACGACGAGAAAUGAAAUUGUUGGAUGAAUUCCAACCACUUGAAUCCGAUUCACCACUCUCCUCUUCAUCUUCAAACAAGAAGAAGACUUCCAAAAAGAAGAAAUCAACACGGACUCAAUCCGAAGAAGAGGAUUAUUCUCCCACAACAGCACCACCUAAUAAUAAUGAUGAUGAUAAUAAUCAGAGGUUCACGAACGAGACUCAUAAUGAUGGCGAUGAUCUUGUAAUUGAACACAAAAACACCAAGAAGAAUUCUACCAAAACCAAGACUCAUACCUCUAAAUUGAAUCGCAAUAACAUGAAUAGUAAUCAUAACCGAUCGUUUUCAUCCUCGAGUACAGGCAGUAAUCAUUCAUCAUCAGCGGAACCUAUCGUUUCGUUUGGCUACGGAAAACACAAGAGAACACAGUCAUCAAACAUUGUUGCGGAAUCUCCAAUUCCUGGAGGAGGAUACCAAUCAUCAUCGCUGUAUGACUCUUCUCCAUCCACUCCUACCACAACAACAACCUUCAAGUCUCAAUCUAAUAAUACCAAAUCAUCACAUCAUGCUCCAUCUUCUUCAUCUUUUGAUAAAUAUCAAGGUUUUGGAUCUAAAGAUUUACCAAAAACAAAAAGUGUACCAGCACUUGCUCACUCAUCAUCAAGAAAUAAUGAAGAGAGUGAUGAUCCUCAUAUCGGAACAAUGAAAGAUAAUUAUUAUGAAAUUGCUAGGAAGCGACAAAACGAAGAAAGUGGACCAUACAUUUUGCAAAUUAUUGCAGACAUGUUGAAAUAUAUUUACACAGCAGUAACAGAGACAGCUGUUGCGGGAAGCACAAAAAUAAGUUCGGCAGUUAGUGGCAUAGGAACGAGAAGAAAUAGUGACGCGAAAGCUGGUGGAGAAUUUCCACAAGCUGAGAUUUAUCUAGAGCCAGAAAAGAAAAUAAUUUUGGACAAAUUUAAACAGUACUGCUCGAAAAAGUUUGACAUUCAAAAUGAAAAACAUCAAAAAUUAUUAUUUGCUCUUUACAAGGCAUGCACGCAAAAGAAGACAACACUCACUGAGGGUGAACAUUACAAAUUUUUAGGUUUCCAGAACACAAAACCCGAAACGGAUUUCCGUGGAGCCGGAAUUCUAGGUCUCCAAAAUUUACUCUACUUUUCAAAACACUACAAGAAGAGAUUUAAGACUUAUUUCACCAAAUGUACAGCCAAAAUGGAGGUCACAGAAGAUGGUACCUUUACAUCGUAUCCUUUUGUUAUUGCUGGUUUGAACGUCACCAUGAUGUUACUUUCAUUUUUAGGAAUUGGUUUCCAAGCCAACAAAGUUCACAAUGUAACCGCAAAGAAAAAUUUUAUUGAAUUACUUGCCACUGAGAAGGGAAAACCAGCCAUUGAGGAAGAUGACGACGAUGAGGAUGAAGAUGAAGGUGCGUCCUCUUCAUCUACACCUCAAACCACUGUUGAGGGAACAUUGUUGUCAUUUGAUGACAUUCCAACCAUUCAACCUCAGCAGCCACCCAAGAAGUCUUUGAAUAUUUUAACAGAUGACAUUUCUCCAUUGGUUUGGGAUAAUUCAGCACUUCCAUCAUGGGAUGCAUCUCCCAAUAUAAAAUCCAACUCAUCCUCAAAUCCAUCAUCGUCGAGUUCGCAACACCAAGCAAAGAAGCCUUCCAAUGCUAACACAAUGAAUGAUACCAGUAGUUCCAGUAGUGGUAAAAAGAAUCCUACCUCACUUCAAGUGUCAAUCCCAUCGAAACAAAAACAAGUUGCAAAGAAAGUCAAGUCUAAACCCAAAAAGCAAUACGAAUUUAACCUGGACCUCUUUCAUGAAAUGUAUGUUGUUGGAUUCACCUGUCUGCACAGAGAAUGGUAUAAAACCAAAGCCACCUAUUUUGAUUUCAAUCGAGUCCUUGCCAAUGCCCGUAAGCAUGUAGAGGAUUUAUUAGAAUUGAAAUUUAAUACUUAUGGUGAUGUGAAAGAAUUCAAUCAAUCAAUAAAACAUUAA
This is a messenger RNA of Naegleria fowleri, 1992 nucleotides long. RefSeq lists its product as uncharacterized. The record is from RefSeq and is a predicted model, not a curated record. NCBI's taxonomy places the organism in Eukaryota, Heterolobosea, Eutetramitea, Acrasida, Naegleriidae. The coding region runs from base 1 to 1992 and encodes 663 amino acids. The transcript has a single exon.